AUGAUCUUUAGCGAUAUAUUCCUUCGUGAAGAUGCCACCGGUAUGCGACUCAUUAUUUAUAAACAGGAUGAAAAUCAGCAAUUUGUCGAAUUCUCACAAACGGAGACGCAAUUUUUUAACGCGAACCCGAACUUCUUCAGGCACAUAGCCUUGGAAUAUAAAUUUGAUGCGCUGGUUCGAUUGAAAAUUGAUGUCGUUGCAAUUAACGAUGCUAUACAAGAACAGAUUGUAUAUAAAAUUGGGGAAGCACACCUCGACUUGCCCGUGCUGUUGGCAAAUCGGGGAGAGCUGUCGUUGCCGUUGAAUAAUACACGCGGAAGACUCGAAGUCUCGCUAGAUGCACCCGAUAUAUACAGGCAAGCCGUAAAACUACGCUUCACCGCCAGCCAUCUUCACGUUACUGCAAAUACGAUAGCUGUUAAGCCCUAUUUCGUCUUUUUAUUGAACAUUUCGAAUCGUACAAUAUUGCUGCACCGAAGUGAGAUGCUAUCGACUAAAGAUCCCGAAUGGGCGGCCUUUUCUGUGCCCCUGUUUCUGCUACAAUUCUAUCAGCAGGGCGUCUUGCAGCUUUCCGUGUAUAACCAUUACCCCAACCACCAAGACGAACUGAUCGGUUCUUGCUGUACGAAUUGGACCAAGCUGCAGCGCGGACCCGGGGCGCUGAAUUCGUAUAUGUUGAUGAACGAGGAGGGCAAGAAGAAAGAAGAAAAGAUCAGCACCGACCUCGUCGAGUUCGAGAUCCACGAGACGGCUGGUUUCUUUGAGAUUGUGAAAGCUGGGCUCAGCGUCGACCUGGGAGUGUCCAUCGAUUUCACGGCUUCAAACGGGGACCCCACACAACCCACCUCGUUGCACUUCAUCCACCCUCACAAGCCGAAUCCAUACACGAACGCGAUUUUGAAAAUACUACCUCCCCUAUUCGGCCACUCGAAGGAGACGCGAAUUUCAGCGAUGGGAUUCGGCGCCAGAGUUGGCCGCGAUCAUCAAAUGUCGAACUGCUUCCCGUUGGAGCAAACAAGCCAACAAUUCUACGUCCAGGGCUUCAACGGGCUGCUCAAUGCCUACAGCAGUGCCCGGCUUGAAGUGAUGUUUUUUGGGCCCACCGAGUUUGCCGACUCAAUCUACCACGUCAGCAAAUUCGCCAAGGCAUCAGCUCGGCUGAAGCUCGGCCUCUACUAUGUGCUCGUGAUCCUGACGGACGGCGAUUUGGAAAAUACGAAAGGGACUCGCGACGCCCUGGUCGACGCUUCGGAGGCUCCAAUGUCUGUGGUGGUCGUCGGGCUGCGAGACGGGCAAAAAUUUGACAAGGUUGUCGCCCUGGAAUCGCCGAUCCUGAAGCAUUCUGAUGGGCGCACGAUGAGGCGACAGGUGCUCUCCUUCACCAAGUUCAACGACCUCGCCACCGACGACGCGUUCGCCCUGAUCCCGUUCCGUAUCCAGCAGUGGAAUAUGUUGUACACUAAGAAUUCG
Molecule: messenger RNA, 1470 nt
Organism: Mesorhabditis spiculigera
Lineage: Eukaryota; Metazoa; Nematoda; Chromadorea; Rhabditida; Rhabditidae
Source: the annotation of a GenBank genome assembly